AUGUCGCGCUCCUUCUAUGUCGACUCGCUCAUCAUCAAGGACUCCUCGCGGCCCGCGCCCUCGCUGCCUGAGCCGCACCCCGGGCCAGAUUUCUUCAUCCCGCUGGGCAUGCCGUCCCCGCUGGUGAUGUCGGUGUCUGGGCCCGCCUGCCCGUCCCGCAAGAGUGGCGCGUUCUGCGUUUGCCCACUCUGCGUCACUUCGCACCUGCACUCCUCUCGCGGGCCCGCCGGCUCCGGCGGCGGGGGCGCAGCCACGGGGAGUGCAGGGGCCGGGGGUAGUGGGGCCCCGGGGGGCGCCGGGGCCCUGCCCCUGCUCAAGGGUCAGUUCUCUUCGGGUCCCGGGGACGCGCAGUUUUGCCCACGCGUGAGCCACGCGCACCAUCAUCACCACCCGCCGCAGCACCACCAUCACCACCAUCAGCCCCAGCAGCCGGGCUCUGCCGCUGCGGCGGCGGCCGCGGCGGCGGCCGCGGCGGCCUUGGGACACCCUCAGCACCACGCACCUGUCUGCGCCGCCACCACCUACAACGUGGGGGACCCGCGGAGAUUCCACUGCCUCACCAUGGGGGGCUCGGACGCCAGCCAGGUACCCAAUGGCAAGAGGAUGAGGACGGCGUUCACCAGCACGCAGCUCCUGGAGCUGGAGCGGGAAUUCUCUUCCAACAUGUACCUGUCUCGACUCCGGAGGAUCGAAAUCGCGACAUACCUGAACCUGUCAGAGAAGCAGGUGAAAAUCUGGUUUCAGAACCGCCGGGUGAAGCAUAAGAAAGAAGGGAAGGGUACACAGAGGAACAGUCACGCGGGCUGCAAGUGUGUCGGCAGCCAGGCGCACUACGCGCGCUCCGAGGAUGAGGACUCCUUGUCGCCGGCCUCGGCCAACGAUGACAAGGAGAUUUCUCCCUUAUGA
This is a messenger RNA of Neomonachus schauinslandi (Hawaiian monk seal), 906 nucleotides long. RefSeq names its product GS homeobox 2 (gene GSX2). Gene Ontology annotation, biological process: regulation of DNA-templated transcription. Bases 1 to 906 code for a protein of 301 amino acids. The transcript has 2 exons. Lineage: Eukaryota; Metazoa; Chordata; Mammalia; Carnivora; Phocidae. Gene Ontology annotation, cellular component: nucleus. Gene Ontology annotation, molecular function: DNA-binding transcription factor activity, RNA polymerase II-specific; sequence-specific double-stranded DNA binding. The record is from RefSeq and is a predicted model, not a curated record.